Molecule: messenger RNA, 3372 nt
Organism: Dreissena polymorpha
Lineage: Eukaryota; Metazoa; Mollusca; Bivalvia; Myida; Dreissenidae
Product: protein FAM124A-like
Exons: 5
Coding region: 773-2122 (449 amino acids)
Source: RefSeq, a predicted model, not a curated record
ACGAUAUUGUCGGUUGAACCGGGUAUUGUUUCAAACACGCUGCUUAUUAUGCUAAGCACACGUUUUGGAAUGCGUUCAAAAUUGAGUGAAAAUAUGGAUCGAAAUGUCGUUGGCACUAAACAAAAAAUGUCAGGGUGUGUCGUUUGUGUGGUGAAUGUGGGAAAAUACUAGUAAGUCUAGAGACUGUUUAACUUUGAUCGACCAGUCGUGAAUUAUUUAAACAGUGUACGGAUUUACGAUCGUCAUCGAUGAUUGCAGCGAUAGAUAGGGCACACUAUUAUACGGAUAAUUCACCGGGGUAACUUCGGACGCUGCUGACCCGCUAGUGCCCUGGCAUAUUGUUCAAGUUUGACCCGCGUAAGACACAGGGGGACAGAUGAGCCGUUGAAUAACGCCGUGGUCUAUUGUAGUCUACUAUAAAAAUUUCAAAUUCAAUUGAAGAUAGAAGACCUUGUGGUUUCGUGGAUAUAAAAGGCUGAACCUUUCUUCAUUUCUUUGUUAGUUCGCGUGAUUCAUGCAUUGACGUGUUAUGGUUUUAUGUAUGAGUCAAUGAAAGUGAUAAUGUACAAAUAAUAGUCACUGACCAUGAAGUAAAGUCCAAUUUUAUGCAAAAAUAAUAUUCACGUAAGGCAUGGUUUCACAUGCCUACAGUGCUAUAUCUAAACUAGAGCUAAAAUCACAGUGCUAAGUGUAAUAAUACGAGUAACACACACCGGCGAAGUGGUUCCUCCUUUGAAUUUCUGGCGUGUAUGACGUCAUCGGUGACGUCACUAUGGAGACUUACGUGAAGCGGACCUACCAGCAGAGGGCCCUCAAGGCGAAGCGCCUUGCCUCAGAGGACACGGAGAACUACCCAUUCUGGGACUACAGGUCCCGACGUGGUAGUUGCUCAACUUCCGGUACUUCGUCGUCCACAUCUUCCGGUUGCUCCUCCUUUGAUGGCAGCAGUAUUUCCUCCCUGAGCUCAAUUCGGGGAGCCGAUAACGUCAGUAUCGACUCUGGCAGCCUCGGUUCCGACUCGGACUCCGUCAUGCUGCCUAGCGACCCCUACCGGCUGCAACUGCACUUCCUCGUUGAUCCACGUGAGGUCUUGCCAUUAGCCAAGCUGUACCAGCCCGUAUUGAACAUGAUAGACCAGGAUCUGCAUAUUUUCAACGUAAUCGCCAAUACAGAUGACGAAACGGUGAACCAGUCAUUUUGUCAGCCGAAACCCGUCUCGCGCAUGCCCAGUGUUGCGAUGAUGAUAUUCCUGAGCGAAGAAGGACCGCUGGGUUAUGAGCGCGUGCAGACGGCUAAAAGACGAUUCGAGAAGUCACCGUGGAGAUUCCACCAUUCGGAACACGUCGGUCAAGGGAAAAUCAACUUAUAUCCGUAUAAUAGCUCGGACUAUUUUUACACCUCGGAAGAAUUACCGCUUUGGGCCGUGCGGAUGGUGCACUGUGGAAAGGAAUCACUACGCAUUGUGCUAUUUACGAGCGAGGAGUCAUGGGCUGAUAUGCUCGAGUUUUAUAAAUUAAUCAUCGGUUACGAACCGGACAUGACACGUGACGAUUUCUGCAUGUUCACCAUUCAUUCUCGAGAACAUUACAACGUGCAAUUCGCGUUAAAGAAACUCAAGGGAGAGACUCUUCCGCGACCUUUGCAAUCAGUAAAACUGCAAUUUAAAGUGCCGGAUGUGGGUAGCCUGGUGCCAUUGUUCCCAAACGUGUGCAAACCGAUCUCGGACAAUCUGUGGGAAACUAAGGAUCAUGACGGAAACGUCAUAACCAUCGAUGUCGUCGGAAAACACCAUGCAAAAUCGUCAACGCCGACCGAAAGUGCGAUGAUGACGUCACGAGCACGCUCGUCGUCACGUUCAUCACGCUCGUCACGCGGUUCAGUGAAUUCAGACAAAUCCGUGCAAUCGUUCACCUCAGUGACAUCAUCUUCUCUGUCGUCAUCAGUGACCAGCGAGAAAUCUCUCUCGCUAAGUGACGUUAUUUCCGUGACAACGCCGGAAAUAGAGGAUCGACCACCGGCGCUUCCACCACGUGUGCCCCUUAAGAAACCCCCAGUAGACCCACCUUGCGUACCGGAAAGACCCAAGCAGAGCCUGGUGGGCCUUAAGGGCUUCUACGUAUAGAAUUCUUGCUUAGGAUCAGUCGACCAAAAUUGUGACAAGAACGCGUUACUAGCUAAAGAACCCGUUGUAAAAUGAUAUUGAAGUGUUUAUAAAUACGACGUAUUUGCGGUCAGUCGUGGAUAUUUUCUUUUACCAGUGUCUGAAAAUCAACUCCGACUUCAGAAUACCUCUGUUAUUUAUAACAACAGUAUUACACCAGAGAUGGUAGGCAGACGAGAUUGAUUCGUUUUGCUUGUCAUUUUUAUAUCUCGAUAUUUGCAAAGGCCUUUUUACCUGUAGCCUGACAUAAAGUAUACUAUAUUACAUAGUUCUUACGUUACUCAAAACACAAUUUGUACGAGUACUUUCCCUUGAGCAUUGGUGGAUUUCGAAUCUAACGAUUACUGCUCAAUGACUAUUUUUGCGAAUAACAAUUGUACGGAUAUGUGCUUCUAUGCUAUCAAAUACUCACUGUGCUAAAAGCAAUUUAAUAAGUACUAGUAAUCUGACCUUUUUCUUUUUCUGUUAUAUGUAAUUUAUAUUUGGCAUAUAUAUUUUAGUUAAGAAAGUUCAUGAUUGGUUGGUACAAUUUUUACGGGUUAACAUAAUGUGUACAUGUAAUGCCAAUGCCGGUAAGAGGUGACUGUACAAAUGGUUUGGAUGUAUUCAUGAAUGUCUCAUUUUUUGGUCGAUUGCGUCUAAGUGAAGUAUUAAUGAAUCCACACAUUCGUUGAUCUGAAAACAUGUGCUUUCUAUUUAUGUUUGUGUUUAUGUACAUAUGUUUGUUUGGAUCUCAUAAAUGAAUAGUUUGUGUUAAAUAACAUGUAAAGGAUAUUACAUACACGCACAUUUAUUGAUAAUUUUAAACUGUAGGUUUAAUAACGUUAACAAACUUGUAAGGACAAAAUAUUCAUAUAGUGUACACAUAAGUGCAAAUUACAUUCCUCAUUUUAAUAAUUUUAUGAACAUUAGGUUAGUGCUAACAACAAUGUAACAACCAUAUAACAAUGAUAUUAAAUGAUGGGCAUUGUAACAAAUCUAAGUAAAUACAUAUCUACAUGUUAUCAGCAUUUAUUGUAUUUUGUCAAUCAAAAUAACAGAGUGUGUAUUGUAAAGAUGUUAAUCGUAAAUAUGUACAUAUUCGUGGAAGAAUCUUGUAAAGUUUGUAUAAAAGCAUUCUAUGCAUUCUCGUUAUUUUGUACGAGCUAUCACCUUUGCAUUUGUCACGCACGAGUGUGAUUUUGUACAUGAAUAAACUAUAUUUUGUUAAA